Magnolia sinica is the source of this 1970-nucleotide messenger RNA. RefSeq lists its product as uncharacterized. The transcript is spliced from 9 exons. The coding region runs from base 1 to 1767 and encodes 588 amino acids. Lineage: Eukaryota; Viridiplantae; Streptophyta; Magnoliopsida; Magnoliales; Magnoliaceae. The record is from RefSeq and is a predicted model, not a curated record.
AUGCCCCGAAGAGCACCGAGGCUCCUAGAACGCAUCCACAAUGAAAACUUUUCAGAUUGGCUUGGGAAGCAUGUGGACCAUGUUAGGAAUGAUCAAGUUCCGAAAGAAGUUAGAAGCCUGGCUCGGGGCCCUAACACUGUUGCAAGAAGAUUUAAAGGAUACAUCAUUAAUGGUUUCAGGUUUCGUACAAGAGACCGUGAGAGAGACUUGAAAACACAAAAUAGUGGAGUUGUAGUGACGGCAAAGACAUCAAGCUUCGCAAGUACAAGUGAUAGAAACCCUAUUAUAGGGGAUGUGGAUUACUAUGGUGUUUUAACAGACAUUAUCGAGUUGGAUUAUUGUGGGUCCAAGAAAGUUGUAUUAUUUAGGUGUGAUUGGGUGGAUGUAAGAACUCAGGGCAGGGGAAUCAAGAAGGAUGAAUUUGGGUUCAUGCUCGUGAAUUUCAAACAAUUAUGGCAUACUGGUCGGAACCUGUAUGAUGAACCAUAUGUCUUAGCAACCCAAGUACAACAGGAAAUGAAGAUGUCGACCUCCGACCAUCAUCAUUCGAGCUUUAUUGACCCGGUCCCGACCACCAACCAGGUUGGACAGAGUUCAAAUAGUUCAGCAUCGACUCUGGAGGGUGGUAUUCAUAAUAGACGAUUUCGAGGCCCUACAGUCAUCAGCGAGGUGGCGAACUUGCCACUCAAUAAGCAACUGAAUAUCAGUUGGAAUAAGUACGGGCAGCCCAUUGGACAUAAGUACAAUGAAUUUACAAGGUGGCUGGGCAUUUUAUCUAGGAAUGGGCGCUUAGCGCCUCUUGAUCACGAUAGUUGGCAUCAUGUGCCACUAUCUCACAAGAAUGAGAUUUGGAAUGAAGUGAAGAUCAAGUGGAAUAUCGACGAGGAGCGUCGAAAUUGGGUAAUGAAGUCCAUCGGAGCUUCAUGGAAGGAGUGGAAGAAGAGGUUAAAAAAAGAACACUACAAGCGAUAUUUGACUAAUGAGGAACGACUAGCUCACUGUCCUGAUCGAGUGGAGCCGACACAUUGGAAGUGGCUCGUCACCUAUUGGUCAAGUGAUGAAGGACAGGCCCGCACUCAAAGGAAUAAAAUCAACCGCAGCAAGCAUCGUAUGGCCCACACUGGCUCAAAGAGCUUUGCUCAAGUGCGUGAAGAAGAGCGGGCAAAGAAUCUUGGUGGAGAGUCUCCUGAUCGGGCAACGUUGUUCAUAACGACCCAUCGGAAGAAAGAUGGGAGUGUUGUGAACGAAGAGUCGGCUCAUGUUAUUGAAAUGAUUGAGGAGUUACGGGCAACUCAGACUGCUGAGUCCUCUCAGAGUAGCACUGCCCGAGACGAUCUCUUAUCCCAGAUAUUGGGACCAGAGCAUCCGGGUCAGGUCCGCAUGAUGGGGUUAGGUCCCACAGCUUCCACGUUAUGGUGCACAAGAAAUACCAUUGCAGAACUCAGGAGGGAGACUGAUGAGUUGCGACGACACAUAAAUGAGCGGGUAGAGCAACUAGUGGAGGAGCGGAUGAAAGAACAGAUGGCUAAGCAUCUAGAGCAAAUGGAGCAACGGAUGACAGAGCGAAUAACGGAGCAGAUGGAGCAACGGAUGACAGAGCGAAUAACAGAGCAGAUGAUGGCACGAAUGAGAGAUACUAUGAACUCAUUGGUUGCAACAGACCAAACUUCGGGCAAUGUACUAAAUGUAGAGGCUGACUCAGUAUCCACUCCUAGGGAUAGACCUGAGGCUGAGGGACCUCAGUCGAAGGUUCCGAAGAAUCAAUAGGUCAAGUCGUAUUUAUGUGUAUUUAUGUGUUUGACAUGCAAAAGAAUCCAAGGGCUGUCUUAAAAUGAGGGUUGCAGAUUGGAAAAAGGUGCUCCACUUCCAAGAGGUCAGGUGCUUGCUAAAAAGGUGGUUGAACCCAAUGGUGAUCACAUAGAGGAUAAACCAGUAAGUUCCUCAGACUUUUUAUUCUUGGAUGUCAUAAG